Spirometra erinaceieuropaei is the source of this 669-nucleotide messenger RNA. The record is from the annotation of a GenBank genome assembly. Lineage: Eukaryota; Metazoa; Platyhelminthes; Cestoda; Diphyllobothriidea; Diphyllobothriidae.
AUGAAUUUUGUUCAUAUUGUCUGCUACUACGAGCUCAGCGACUUCAAAGAGGUAGUGUACUGAGGUAGAAAAAAAGGAUGCAGUGCAUCUGCCGAUUGGCUUUUUGCUCAGCGACAAGCAUCUCAUGCUGAGUGCGUUUUCAUGUGAAAAUGAAACGGCAGGCAGAUGGACGGCAAUGAAUCCGAAAACGUGUUUUUCGGUGCAUGCAUGCAUACAGUGCGGCGGGGCUCACCUGAUGCAUUGCUGGCAGCUUUCACGCUCUGCGGGUAAUAAAGAAAGGCAAGAAAUACAUUUCGUACGGUUUGCGAGUGUCAUCAUCUUUUUUAAAAAAACAUAGGAUAACUGCGCAAACUAAAGGCUGGGUCUGCAGAUCCCUGAAAUUAAACACGUACGUAGGGGACAGAUGCCGAUGACGACGACGAUGCUGGUGUAGCUACCGCUGCUACUGUCCAGGAUGAUGAUGAUGAUGAUGAUGAUGAUGAUGAUGAUGAUGAUGAUGAUGAUGAUGAUGAUGAUGAUGAUGAUGAUGAUGAUGAUGAUGAUGAUGAUGAUGAUGAUGAUGAUGAUGAUGAUGAUGAUGAUGAAAAACGCGUGGUCAACGAACUGUGUAUUAAUAAAAGGGUUACUCUUCUACAGUAUGAUUGUAUUAUAAUCCUGCUUCCGAAAUGA